Molecule: messenger RNA, 558 nt
Organism: Photinus pyralis (common eastern firefly)
Lineage: Eukaryota; Metazoa; Arthropoda; Insecta; Coleoptera; Lampyridae
Product: E3 ubiquitin-protein ligase RNF8-like
Exons: 1
Coding region: 72-542 (156 amino acids)
Biological process (GO): ubiquitin-dependent protein catabolic process; double-strand break repair; protein K48-linked ubiquitination
Cellular component (GO): nucleus; site of double-strand break; cytosol
Molecular function (GO): ubiquitin protein ligase activity; histone binding
Source: RefSeq, a predicted model, not a curated record
AAUAGUUCAACAUAAGAAAAGGUGACUAACUAAAACUACCAACACUGUUUUAGAAGCCGCAUUAUUGAUAGAUGGCAAUGGGCAAUAUAUUUACAAAGUUUGUGGACGGAGCGCAAGAGGAACUGCUCUGUAGUAUUUGUACCGAGUUGUUUAUUAAAGCCGUCACGUUGUCCUGCUCGCAUACAUUCUGCAAACUGUGUAUUGACCAAUGGCGCAAAUAUGAAGCCGUAUGUCCUAUUUGCCGAUCUCCAAUCAAACACGAAAGCCCAACGAUUGUUUUGGAUAAUUACAUAGACAAGAUUGUAGAGACGCGCUGCGAGAAGUAUAAACACAAUCGAAAGAUUAUCGUGGCAGAAAGAGAAGCACUAGCUAGUUCUCCACCAAACACCAUUUCGAAAGCGAAAAUACAAUGUUCCACACCUGAACCUAUACAAUUUAGGUAUGGUUUAGAAAGUUUAGAACAAUUGUAUGUUUUGGAUCGGUUAUGCUACCAUUGUGGACUAAGCGGACAUCCUUCGAUUGGUUGCUCUUACAGGGAAUGAUCAUUGAUUGGUAACG